Molecule: messenger RNA, 1164 nt
Organism: Trichomonas vaginalis G3
Lineage: Eukaryota; Parabasalia; Trichomonadida; Trichomonadidae
Product: nucleotide-diphospho-sugar transferases family
Exons: 1
Coding region: 1-1164 (387 amino acids)
Source: RefSeq, a predicted model, not a curated record
AUGGAAGAGGAAGAUACAAAUGAAUUGCCUUCCCUAUGGAAUGGUACAUGGGAUUGCUUGAUCGUAUUUCUCAUUUUACAUGUAGGAUACAUGAUCGGUACAAAUGCAUUUCCAGAGAUGGUUUCAAUUGAAUCAACAUCUCACUAUAUUGGCAAAUAUAUGCCUUUUAUCUUUCGCGAAUUACCAAAGUAUUGCACUCUCACAGAUUGGCUUGAUAUAGAUUAUGUGAGAAAACAGUUGGAUUCAGUUAAUUAUUCACGAUGUUCUCUUUGCAAUACCCUCACAAGACAAAAUGAUUCGGAUUCAACCAAACGAAACUUAAUACUCGGUUUUGCAAUGGGACAUAAGCAAUACAAUUUAAUUACAAUGGCUCGAACACUGAGAACUGUUUCAAGUAAAGCUACAUUCAUAAUAUUUGUUGAUAAUACGAUGUUUUCAAGUACAUUAUCCUAUUCAGAGCUAGAAGAAUUGAAAAAAUGCGGAGUAAUUUUAUUUAAUAUCGGCAGUACUAUUAAAUACAGGGAUAUUCCUGAGAUAACAAGCAGAUUUGUAUUAUUUUCUGCAUUCCUCCAUAAGUUUUCUUCCGAUUUUGAUAGAGUUAUCAUGGCUGACUUAUAUGAUACAUAUUUCCAACAAGAUCCAUUCUGUAAGGCAUUUUCACUUACAACUGGUUUCCAUGCCACUGCAGAAAAUGUACAAAUCUUAUCAAGUCCACCAAAUAGACAGUGGAUCUCGCAACAUGAUCCUAAUUUCUCAUAUGAAAAGUAUCGAGGCCGUAAAGUUAUCAAUGGCGGACUCCAAUAUGGUGAUAUUAAGUCAACACUUACUUUUCUUGAAAGUUAUAUUGAUUAUAACUUUUGGUUCAAUUAUUCAAGAGGUAAAAUGGAACAAGCAAUGAUGAAUAUUAUGUAUGUAGAAGGAAGACUUCCAAAAUGUUUCAUUCCUGAUUAUGAUGCGAGUAUUAUGAUCUCUGCAACACAUUGGUACUUUGAUCGUGAACCAAAUAAGUUUGGAAUGUUCAAAACUAAUGGAGUUUACCCUGUAACAAUUCACCAGUACAACAGAAUCACUCCAAUUAGAAAUUAUCUUCCAAAACUUUGUCCUCCACUUGGUAAUUGGCAGAAGAAUCCAUUUGGCCAUCAUACGUUUACGACACAAUACUAA